GUUAGCAGGACAGUUGUAGCACGUAACCGGUGUAUGGGUUGGUACACAAAAAUCAUUUUGAUGUUGUUUGUUAUUCACUCAAAGCAGCGCUGUUUAAAAAGGAUAUAAGACAGUGACUGGAGAAACCUGCGAGCCUGAAGGUACAUAGCUAACGUUAAACAACUGCGAUCACCUGCCCUCGCCGUAAGCCGACUGUGUUCAACGUAAGCAGCAGCCACCUGGGUAACAGACAGUUAACGUCAGGUGAAUCACAAUGGCCCAAGGUGUACCGGAUGAGGUGUUGAUGAAUACUACACUGAUAAAAGAAUUGGCAGACGUGGCAAAAGAUGCAGCACUUCUGCAAGGCAUCCUCAUGAGAAUCCAUGAGAGCCCCAACUCAUCAGAGGUGCUGACCUACGCCCCGUUCACACUCUUCCCCACAGUUGUGCCUAAGGCUGUAUUUCUCCAGGCUUUGGCAGUGCAAACUCACUACAACACGCUGGUGGAUAAGAUCAGCCAGGAUCCAGACUUCCUGCAAGAGGCUCUAACUAGCACCACUGAAGUAGAUGAUUUCACUGCAAGGUUGUUUAGGAUUCACCAACAAAUCCUCAAAGAAGGAAGGUCUCAGUCUAUUGUGUUGGGUCUCAAUCGGUCCGACUACAUGAUGGACCAGAGAAACGAUGGGUCUUCGUCUCUGAAGCAGAUCGAAAUCAACACUAUUGCUGCCAGUUUUGGAGGUCUCUCAUCACGCACACCAGAUGUACACAGACACAUCCUUAAGGUGGCUGGCCGACUGGAGGAGAGCCAGCGUAUCCCUGACAACAACCCUGCAGCUGGUCUGGCCAGGGCUAUUGCCAAAGCCUGGGAACUCUAUGGAUCAGAGAGAGCAAUCGUCAUGUUCUUGGUGGAAAACAGGCAAAUGAACAUCUUUGAUCAUCGUUACAUUGAGAACGAGUUGUGGAAGAGAAACAUUCCCACGAAGAGGAAACUGUUUGAAGAUGUCUGGAAGACAGGCUCCCUUGAUCAGGACAAGAGGCUGUUUGUAGAUGGCGAGGAGGUUGCUGUGGUGUACUUCAGGAAUGGCUACAUGCCUCAGAACUACGUUUCUGAACAGAGUUGGGAUGCUCGUCUUCUCAUGGAACGCUCUCUGGCUGUGAAAUGUCCAGAUAUCAGCACUCACCUGGCUGGAACCAAGAAGGUCCAGCAGGUGCUUGCCAGACCUGGAGUUCUGGAGAAGUUCUUCCCUGACCAGCCCCAAGUAGUGGAGCAGAUCAGAGCAACAUUCGCUGGCCUCUACACUCUCGACAUGGGACCAGAGGGAGACAAAACAGUAGAAAUGGCUUUGGCUGCACCAGACCAGUUUGUUCUGAAGCCACAGCGAGAGGGAGGAGGUAACAACAUCUAUGGAUCAGAGAUCUGCCAGGUCCUGCAGGAAGUGAAGGGGAGUACAGAGAGGAUGGCCUAUAUUCUGAUGGAUAAAAUCCAUCCUGCCCCCGUGCAGAACAUCCUGCUGAGAAGAGACGCUCCUCUCAAAAUCAGUGAAUGUCUCAGUGAACUGGGAGUGUUUGGAGCCUAUGUCAGACAAGGUAAAGAGAUGGUGAUGAACGAGUGUGUGGGUCACCUGCUGAGGACCAAGAGUUCAGAACACUCAGAUGGAGGCGUAGCAGCGGGAGUGGCUGUGCUGGACAAUCCCCUCCUCGUCUGAGUACUGAUACUGGGCUCUCAACAAAACAACGGAAUGCAAAUGGACAAGUGAAAACAAGGUUGCACCAUGAAAGUGAUGCCGGGACAAUCUCGAUAGAUUCAAGUUUAGAUUCCUUCUGCUAUUUGAGGUGAUGCUGUUGACAAAUGUCCUGAUGUUUGUCCUUUGCCUUAAUCACCAAUAUCAAUAUGCUUGUUUGUUUUCAGUGUAACGGUUUUGUUCAAAUGGAGUGCUGGGCUCAAAUACAGUCUAAAAAAGUGAAGAUUCUUAAAGCAAUCAUUUAAUCAUUUUAACGCAAUAAUGGGCUCAGUUUGGUUACAAAUGAGAAGUUUUUUAUUAGAUCAGAAGUCUUGCUGUUUCAAGGACAUAAUCAUUUUUCUUUUUGAUUGGUAUAUACUGUAGUUUGGUCUGAGUUGGCUUUGACAGCAGCCUAGUAUUGCAGCAAACAGUUUGCUUUAUACAUCCACAUACUUUUUGCUUUAUUUGCUGUGGCCAUUUAAAAAACUUUAUAUUAACAAAUAACACAUCAUAUUUUUAAAUUCAAUGUUAAAUAUUGGAAGAUAACUGUUAUUAUUCUUUAUGGCACCUUGAAUUCAAGAAACAGAGCUCAGAGUGCUUUAAGUUAUGGGAACAGCUCAAUAGCUCAGAAUCAGAAUUGUCUUUAUUGCCAAGUACUUGAAGAGUUUUCAUAUUACUUGAAAUUUGUGUAAGUGCAUACAUAAAACAUAAGAAUGAGUAACGUAUAAUAAGAAUAAAAUUAAACAAGAUAAAAUAGAAUUAAGUAAAAUAAAUAUGGUUCUGGAGGUAGUGCAAGAGUGAGGUAAGUGAGGUAAACAGUGUAAAUGGACAGCAGGUGGAUCGUGGGGACAGUGACUGUACUGAAGCUAAUUGCCAUUAUACUGUUGUGAUAUGUUGUGGUGGUCAUUUUUAGAUUUUCUUUUAAAAUUUUGAGGGUUUUAUUAAGGUGGACAUUUUUUAUGCAAAUGAGCAAAGAAACAGCAGAACAGAGCACUGGAACUGAUUAGCAAGUGAGAACAGCAUUUCCACUGAAAAGUGAAACUCUUAAGUAUCUACAUCACAUCAAGGAUGCUACUGCUGCAGGACUUUACAAGCAGAACAAACUGAUGGACAUCUGCAAGAAAUUUGCAAUUGUCAUUCUCCCUAGAAUGCAUUCUAGAGUUAAUGCUGUGAUUUUGUUAUAACCAUUUUAACGGAUUAAAGCAUAAUGAAGUCAAACAUAAUGAAUCCGAAUGUCAGACUCUUGGGACCAAAAAACUAAAAAAAUACUGCUGAACAAUGUUCAAUAAAAACACAAACAUGUA
Molecule: messenger RNA, 3003 nt
Organism: Scatophagus argus
Lineage: Eukaryota; Metazoa; Chordata; Actinopteri; Scatophagidae
Gene: gss
Product: glutathione synthetase
Exons: 13
Coding region: 254-1684 (476 amino acids)
Biological process (GO): glutathione biosynthetic process
Cellular component (GO): cytosol
Molecular function (GO): glutathione synthase activity; ATP binding; glutathione binding
Source: RefSeq, a predicted model, not a curated record